AUGACCAACACUUUCUCCCAGUUAAUACAACAGUACAAAGCACUAUUAAAGAAAAACAUAUUAAUCUCGUGUCGAAGCAAGACAUCUAUCCUUCUCCAGAUGCUCUCACCGGUCAUAUUCAUUUUCCUAAUAUCCGCCAUAGACAAAGCAAUCGAAGUACAAACCUCAACAACUACGCAGUAUAAGUCCACAAUACAUCCUUCGCCAAAACCUUCACCACCAAUCCCACCUUGUGAAAACAAAUUCUUUGUUAAAGAGCCUUGCUAUGAUUUUAUCUGGAGCGGUGAUACUAACCCAAAGUUUCACACCAUCGUGGAGCGUAUCAUGAAUAAUAACCCUGGUAGACCCAUACCUAUCUCUAAGGUUAAGUCAUUUCAUGAUAAAGCACUAGUUGAUCAGUGGUUUCUUAAUAAUCCUAUGCAAUGUCCCGGUGCAAUUCAUUUUUGGGAAAAGUAUGAUGGUGUUAUCAGUUAUGGGAUUCAGACUAAUUCCAGUAGUGUUCAGAAGCGCGGGAAAUAUGAAGAUCCUAAUUUUUCUUUUCAACUUCCACUUCAGCUUGCUGCUGAACGGGAAAUCGCCAGAUUUCUUAUUGGAGACCCAAGCUUCAAGUGGAAUGUGUUUUUGAAGGAAUUUGCGCACCCAGCCAUGAGUCCUCCCUCUGCUGUUGGAUCAAUCGGUCCAGUAUUUUUUCUUGCAAUUGCUAUGUUUAAUUUUGUUCUUCAGAUGAGUUCUUUGGUCGCAGAGAAAGAGCUCAAACUUCGCCAGGCAAUGACAGUGAUGGGGCUUUACGACUCUGCAUACUGGUUAUCAUGGCUAACCUGGGAAACAGUUGUUACACUCCUAUCAUCUAUUCUCGUAGUUCUCUGUGGCAUGAUUUUUCAGCUUCGUUUCUUUUUGAAAAACAGUUUCGCUGUUCUGUUCUUUUUGUUCUUCCUAUUUGAAUUUAACAUGACUGGGUUGGCCUUCAUGUUAUCGGCUUUUAUUGGAAAAUCAUCGUCGGCAACAACAGUCGGCUUCUCCAUAUUUAUUGUCGGCUAUGUGACUCAGCUCGUGGUGCAAGUAGGAUUUCCUUACAAUUAUAUCUUCUCUGUUACUGUCCGAAAAUUAUGGUCAUUGUUUCCGCCUAAUCCUUUUGCUCAAGGCUUGCGUGUGCUUUCACAUGCCGUCUCAACCCCUGAAGAUAACGGUGUUAGCUGGAGUAAACGGGGAUCAUGCGCCACUAACGACAACAACUGUGUGAUGACAAUUAAUGAUAUUUAUAAAUGGCUUCUGGCCACAUCCUUUCUGUGGUUCAUUCUAGCCAUCUAUUUUGACAAUAUAAUCCCAAAUGCAAUGGGUGUGAGGAAAUCUAUGUUAUACUUUCUAAAUCCUCGUUAUUGGACGGGAAACGGAGGACAAAAAGUGAAAGAGGGUGGGGUUUGUAGUUGCAUAUUUUCAACCAGACAUGAAGAGAAUAGUAUGCCAGAUGAUGACGAUGUCCUUGAAGAAGAAAACGUUGUGAAACAGCGACUAACACAAGGCGUGGUUGAUGCAAACGUUGCUGUUCAGUUACAUGGCAUCGUGAAGACUUAUCCCGGUACAUAUAACAUUGGUUUGUGCUGUAAAUGUAAAAGAAGUGCUCCUUACCAUGCUCUUAAGGGCUUGUGGUUGAACUUUACAAAGGAUCAGUUAUUUUGUCUUUUAGGACCGAAUGGAGCUGGAAAGACUACAGUUAUUAAUUGUUUGACAGGGAUAACUCCAGUAACAGAUGGAGAUGCAUUGAUUUAUGGACAUUCUAUCCGUAGCUCCACUGGCAUGUCAAACAUUCAAAAGCUUAUAGGAGUGUGUCCCCAGUUUGAUAUCCUAUGGGAUGCACUCUCUGGUGAAGAACACCUCGAACUCUUUGCUAGUAUCAAAGGCCUGUCCCCAGCAUCUGUAAAAUCAAUUACUCAGACAUCAUUGGCAGAGGUGAGACUCAUGGAUGCAGCCAAAGUAAGAUCUGGAAGUUACAGUGGAGGAAUGAAACGCCGUCUCAGUGUUGCAAUUGCCCUUAUCGGUGACCCUAAAUUAGUUAUUUUGGAUGAACCGACUACCGGUAUGGAUGCAAUAACAAGGAGGCAUGUGUGGGACAUCAUCCAAAGUGCAAAAAGAGGGCGUGCCAUUGUUCUUACAACACAUUCUAUGGAAGAAGCAGACAUUCUAAGUGACCGCAUAGGAAUCAUGGCAAAGGGAAAGCUCCGAUGCAUUGGUACCUCAAUCAGAUUGAAGUCACGCUUCGGUACUGGUUUUAUUGCUAAUAUUAACUUCUAUAGAAACAAUAAUGAAAAGAUUCCUGAAAAUGGUGAUGCAAUAUCUACAAGACAGCAUGAAGCUGUGAAACAAUUCUUUAAGAAUCGUUUAGAUUUAGUACCAAAAGAGGAGAAUAAAAACUUUCUAACUUAUGUGAUUCCUCAUGAAAGAGAGGCACUCCUUACAGAUUUUUUUACAGAGCUCCAAGAUAGAGAAAAAGAAUUUGGCAUAUCUGACAUCCAGCUUGGUCUAACAACUCUUGAAGAAGUUUUCUUGAAUAUUGCAAAACAAGCAAAGCUAGAAAGUGCUGCAGCUGAAGGGAGCUUAGUGACUUUGACCUUGAAAUCUGGAGAGUCUGUGCAGAUUCCAGUAGGAGCUAUGAUUGUGGGAAUUCCUGGAUCAGAGUCUGCUGAAUAUCCCACAGGGUUUAUGGUACAAGUACACUGGGAGCAAGAUGACACUGGCGCUCUUUGCAUCGCUGGCCACUCGCAGAAAGCUCCUGUUCCUCAAAAGAUCCAACUACCAUCGUCUCCUACUGCAAGACAACGCCGGUCAGCGUUAGUCCACGGGGUUGUGAUUGAUCCAAGUCAAGUUAGUUUAGUCAAUUUUCAGUAA
Molecule: messenger RNA, 2883 nt
Organism: Medicago truncatula (barrel medic)
Lineage: Eukaryota; Viridiplantae; Streptophyta; Magnoliopsida; Fabales; Fabaceae
Product: ABC transporter A family member 2
Exons: 15
Coding region: 1-2883 (960 amino acids)
Biological process (GO): transmembrane transport; lipid transport
Cellular component (GO): intracellular membrane-bounded organelle; membrane
Molecular function (GO): ATP hydrolysis activity; lipid carrier activity; ATP binding
Source: RefSeq, a predicted model, not a curated record